This is a messenger RNA of Contarinia nasturtii (swede midge), 1772 nucleotides long. RefSeq lists its product as uncharacterized. The record is from RefSeq and is a predicted model, not a curated record. The transcript has 2 exons. The coding region runs from base 361 to 1521 and encodes 386 amino acids. Lineage: Eukaryota; Metazoa; Arthropoda; Insecta; Diptera; Cecidomyiidae.
GAAAAGGUAACUUUAUUUAUCCCAUAUUCACAAAUAGAUCGAUGGUAACAUUGAUUCAAACAUUGUUGUACAUCAGAUUCAACGAUGGCUGGUCAGCGCAAACAUUUUUAAUUUAAUCAAUAUUUUUUUUGGUGUAUUGAGAGUGAAAUUUGUUUUGUGUAUACAACUGUUUACUUGAUGUAAUGGUGAUAUAAAUGGGUUUUGUCUGAUUUUUCUUGUAAUUUUUUUUUUAUUUGGAAUGAUAAUUUUGUUGUUGUUGUUGUUGUGCCGUAUAAUCAAUGUGUCUUUUUCACGCUGUGCCAAUAAGUGUAUGGUUUCAUUUAUUCAAGUAUAUAUGUUUGACAAGUUCCCGCUGCAACCAUGGAAAAAUCGCUUAGUAACACAAUCGAUGUGGAAAAACUUUUAAUCGAAAGUGGUCUGAACGAAGACGUUCUAGAGAAUAUCUUCAAACGAAUGGAUGUUAGAGAUUUAUUGAAAGUAUGCGAUUUAGAUGAUGAGGAUAAUCGAACAUUUGUCAAUCUCAUAAAUAAUCGCGUUGCCAAUAAAAUUCUCUUCGAUUUUGACAAAAUUCAAUCGACGAAACAGAACAAGUGGACGGUUACCAGAGUGUUCGAGACAUUCGGACUGGCGAUGAAAUUUUUGAAGGUAUCAGUGACACCGCACGCAUUCAACUAUUUUCUAAGAAAAGUGAUGGCAUAUUGUGCUCCCGAUCGUCUAAUCAAAUUACAAAUCGAUCUAAAUCACACAAACCAAAAUCACGAAUGGGAGCUGGAUUAUGAAUUAUUACAACAAACGGAGCCAUAUUUUCGUGGUCUGGAGCAACUCACGUUGCGUACCAUUACAUUGAGUAACCGAGGAUUCCACAAUCAGACAUCAACAAUGCAACGCUUUUUUUCGCGUCUUCAUUUGCCAAAUAUAAAAUGUGUGACACUUCAAAGGAUGCGACUCACCGAAAGUUGGAUGGACUUCUUUCCGAAUAAUCAAACAAGCCUAACUGAGUUACGUUUCUACAAUGUACGAUUGGCUGAACGUGUCAAUGAUUUUUCGGAAUUUUUAGCACAAGUACCAAAUCUCGAGGUAUUCAUACAUACGGGAAGCUUAGCAAGAAUGCACGAAGUGGCCGAAAAAUUAUUGCAAAAAUUUCCUAAUUUACGCGGUUUUGGCGGCACAGCUACCGAUCAUGAAAUGCAUGGCAUUGUUUUUGGCAAUGCCUUAAAUUAUCUACAAAAAUUUAAAAAUCUCCAAGAACUACAUUUUCACAAUGGUUUUCCAUGUGAAAAUAUUCGUAGCGUUUUUCAAUAUGUACCAAAUAUUCGAGUGCUCUCAAUAUGGCAAUUAGAAUUAAGAAAAUUACCGGUCGAAUGUCGUCAUAUUGCAAAUUCAAUCAAAGAAAUUGUCUGCGCUCGACGUGAACGCUCACCACAUAGACAUGUUGUUCGUGUUGAAGUGAAUCAACAUCAAUACAACGAAUUUAUUGCCAAUCAAAAGGCAGCGGAAUACAUACAUUUAAUAUUGAAUUAGGGCAAAAGAUUAGUAGGGUUUGCACGCAAGUUUGAUAUUUCAAAAUUGAUUUUUUGUUAAAUUAAAUUUUAAAAUCAUUCUUUUUGUGCAAUUUUGUAUUCAAGUACCGUGUACAUUUAUCAAACACACAUGCUUUAUUCCGCUUUUAUUCUACAACAAUACAUUCUGUCAAUAUAUUUUACGAACCAAAUCCGAACGGUGAGACAAGAAGAAGAAAAAAAUCGCUAAUAAACGUCAUAUAUCAUUGGAAA